UUGCUGGAUGCAGUCUGGUGGCCCUUCUACACCAUGGCGCAUCCGAUAACACGAGCUGCUGUGCCGCCUCCUCCCCCUCGUCCUCCACGCCGUCCUUUCCGUCUUGGGACACUCGCCCUCACGACCUCCCUCGCCGCGACCCUCACGCUCUCCUACCUCUACGCAACCGACACCCGCGCCUCCUACCAUCAGUGGCUGGUCCCUCCUCUCCUCCGCGCCGUCUAUCCCGAUGCUGAGGAGGCCCACCAUGUCGGCACCCGUGCCCUCAAGCUCCUCUACGAGCUCGGCCUCAACCCGCGCGAGCGCCCCACCCGCACCCCAGGCAUCGUCCGUGAGCCCUCCGAUCUCGCCGUGACCGUCUUCGACACCACCCUGGCGAACCCUAUUGGCAUCUCCGCCGGGCUUGACAAGGACGCCGAAAUUCCUGACGUCCUGUUCGACCUGGGCGCCGGCGUCGUCGAGGUCGGCGGGUGCACGCCGCAUCCGCAGGAGGGCAACCCGAAGCCGCGUGUGUGGCGCGUCCCUGCUGUCGAGGGCAUGGUCAAUAGGUACGGCCUGAACAGCCGUGGCGCCGACGCCAUGGCCGCCCGGCUUCGAGAGCGAGUCAGGAAGUUUGCCAUGUCGGUCGGGCUCAGCGAGCGGGCUGUCCUCAACGGCGACGGCGUGGACGUGCCUCCUGGCAGCCUGCUGCGGGGCCGACUGCUGUGCGUGCAGGUCGCCAAGCAGAAGGAGACAGACGAGCGGGACCUCGACGCCGUGGCGCGGGACUACGUCUACUGCGUGAACCGCCUCGCCCCGUACGCCGACGUGCUGGUCGUCAACGUCAGCUCCCCCAACACGCCGGGCCUGCGCGACCUGCAGGCCGCCGAGCCCCUGGGCCGCAUCCUCGCCGCCGUGGUGGACGAGGCGCAGCGCACACAGAGGAGGACCAAGCCCAAGGUCAUGGUCAAGGUGUCGCCUGACGAGGACGAGGCAGCGCAGAUGGAGGGGAUCGUCCAGGCCGUGUACAUGAGCGGCGUCGACGGCGUGAUCGUGGGGAACACCACUAAGCGGAGGGCAGGGCUCGUGCCGGAGGGCGUGCGCCUGAUGCAGCGCGAGAGGGACGCGCUGAUGGAGACGGGGGGGUUCUCGGGCCCUGCCAUGUUCGAGAGGACGCUGGACCUGGUGGGGCGGUAUCGGAAGAUGCUGGACGGGUUCUCGAUGCGAGACUCGGAGGAAGGAACAGCCACCCCAGCUGCUGCUACUGCCGCCGCCGUCGCCGCUGUGCCGGCUGUCGAUGGGACGGUGGCUGGGCAGGUCGAGAGCGGGAAGCGCAAGGAGACACCCCAGAAGGUCAUCUUCGCCACCGGCGGGAUCAAGAACGGCGAGCAGGCGUUGAAGGUCCUGAACGCUGGGGCGAGCGUGGCUAUGGUGUACACCGGCAUGGUGUAUGGCGGCGCGGGCACUGUCACGAGGAUAAAAGGCGAGAUGAGGAAGACGUUGGAAAAUGGGAGUGCAUAGAGGGGCGGGGAUGGCUUUGGCGAUUAUUAUGUCACCUCUCGUGGGGGUGGUAGGGCGGCAAUAGACAAAAAUGUGUUUUAUUGAAGCAUCUUUGCAGUAUAUAUAUCACUAUAUACACAUGUGUUUUGGCC
Messenger RNA from Cryphonectria parasitica EP155, 1631 nucleotides. Its product is annotated as FMN-linked oxidoreductase. The record is from RefSeq and is a predicted model, not a curated record. NCBI's taxonomy places the organism in Eukaryota, Fungi, Ascomycota, Sordariomycetes, Diaporthales, Cryphonectriaceae. Gene Ontology annotation, molecular function: dihydroorotate dehydrogenase activity. The transcript has 2 exons. Gene Ontology annotation, biological process: pyrimidine ribonucleotide biosynthetic process; 'de novo' pyrimidine nucleobase biosynthetic process. Gene Ontology annotation, cellular component: cytoplasm; mitochondrial inner membrane. The coding region runs from base 34 to 1500 and encodes 488 amino acids.